This is a messenger RNA of Oryctolagus cuniculus (rabbit), 851 nucleotides long. The record is from RefSeq and is a predicted model, not a curated record. NCBI's taxonomy places the organism in Eukaryota, Metazoa, Chordata, Mammalia, Lagomorpha, Leporidae.
GCCGUGCUAAGGGAGGCUCCGCCCAGGCCAGCUCCUCCCUCCUCCUCUGCUCUUGAGCCUCCUCUGCUCUGUCCUCCCAGGCAGUCCCCUGCUGGCCUUAGUACCAAGAGGACAGGGAUGAGCGGCUCCUCUCCAGCGGGCUGGGCUCCUGGACAUCCAAGCGCCAUGGGCUACUCCCAGUUACCCUGUGAUGACAUUGACACAGCCUCGUACAAGAUGCACAAGGACCUGGACAGAUUCAUUUCUGUUGCCCAAGGCCAACAUUUAAGAGGUGAACAGCUGGACGAGUCCAGUCUGGAGUCACUGGAGGACAGCAUCAACGAGGUCUUGUUGGACAACGUAGAGAGCCACUUUCGUAACAACCUGGAGACCAUUCCUUUGUCUUCUGACAUGCAACUGGAGUUGCGAUCUCGGGUCAAGAGGCCGUCGGGCUCUGGGCAGAGAUACGAGCAGUUAGGCGGCGAGCAGUCCAGGCAGAGCUUCUGGGAAACGCUGCGGCGGUGGUUCCGGGCAAUGCUGGGCCGGCUGCAGCAGCGCUGGCAGCGUGCGUUGGCCUGGCUGCAGGAGCUGGUGGCCGCCGGGGUGCAGGCCUUGCGCAGCGCCGUCGAGCUCGUGUGGCGCACACUGAAGCGUUUCCGCUGCUCCCUGAUGAAGUGGCUUGGGCUGCCCCUUGGGGUCUAGGGAGCUCAAAGCCCUGCGCUCCCCGCUUCUUAAAGUCUUUGAAGUGUCUACGCCUUCCUGCGCACCCUGGGCCCAUCAUUACCUCCCGCCCCCAGCCCCUUCCUGCCUGACCUGCAGAGCUGACCGGCUACUCUCGCUCUACUGCCUUAAUAAAAGAUGCUGGAAAGAAA